AUGGCCCGCCUGAAGCUAUUGCCUGAAGCUAUUAUUAUUAAUAAGGAAAAGCAAAGAGUUAAGAAACGUAAAGUGGAAAAAAAAGAAAAGAGGUCCAGUAAACAGCCUAGGGAUAGAGUCAAAAAGAAAGUAUUACAAGAGAGUUCAGAAGACGACGAUGAUGAGGAUGAGACCAUUUGCUUAGGCUGUGGCUCAUCAUAUUCUGAAGAUAUAAGUGGUGUGGACUGGGUCGAAUGUAUAUGCUGUAAAGGAUGGUCGCAUAUAACCUGCAUAAAAGGCGAUGCAGUUGCUUAUGUUUGUACAAACUGCAACUCAGAUUCUGACUACGAUAACUAA
This is a messenger RNA of Spodoptera litura, 336 nucleotides long. The record is from RefSeq and is a predicted model, not a curated record. NCBI's taxonomy places the organism in Eukaryota, Metazoa, Arthropoda, Insecta, Lepidoptera, Noctuidae.